Molecule: messenger RNA, 1371 nt
Organism: Auxenochlorella protothecoides
Lineage: Eukaryota; Viridiplantae; Chlorophyta; Trebouxiophyceae; Chlorellales; Chlorellaceae
Product: Serine carboxypeptidase-like 49
Exons: 8
Coding region: 1-1371 (456 amino acids)
Biological process (GO): proteolysis
Molecular function (GO): serine-type carboxypeptidase activity
Source: RefSeq, a predicted model, not a curated record
AUGGACCGCCCCACCAAGGGCCUGGGUGUCGGGAAGGAGCCUGAACGCUACAGUGGCUACUACGACCUCAACAGAACAACGGAUGGGCACAUGUUCUUUUUCUACUUUCAGGCCAGGGAGGAUCCUGAGAAUGCACCACUCGUUCUGUGGAUGACAGGUUGCUCCAGCGAGCUGGCCGUCUUCUUCGAGAACGGCCCUUACCGCCUCUCGCCCAACCAGACGGUGGAGGAGACGACCUAUGGCUGGGACGUGUCGGCCAACAUGAUCUUUGUGGACCAGCCCCUAUACACCGGCUUUUCCUACUCCACCUCGGACGACGACCGCUGUUUCGACGAGAAGUGCGUGUCAAAUGACAUGCUGGACUUCUUCCUCGCCCUCUAUGAGGUCCGGCCGGAGCUGGCGGGCAAGGACCUGUUCAUCACGGGCGAGAGCUAUGCAGGCCACUACGUCCCGGCCGUCGCCAGCCGCCUCUUCCGCGCAUCCAAAUCGGGGGAGGUUGCGACGCCCUUUCCCCUCAAGGGCCUGGCCAUCGGCAAUGGCCUCACCAACCCUGCGAUCCAGGCAGGCUGGUGGAGAUAUGGCGCCUACGCAGACUACCUGCUCGCCAACGGGAAGAUAGGGCGCACGCUGUACAGCUACGUGUCUCUGAUCAACCCCCUGUGCCGCUGGUCGCUGGGCGUGUGCGACCAGUUCAAGUGGCAGUGGGAGUGCCUGCUGGCAGUCAACUUCUGCCAGGCCGUCACCUUUGUUCCCCUCAUGGCGGCCAACCCGGGCAUGAACGUGUAUGACAUCCGCAAGCCAUGCGUGGGCCCCCUGUGCUACGCCGAGUUUGAGGUGCUGGACACCUACCUGAACCUGCCCGAGGUGCAGGAGGGUCUGGGCGUCAACAGGAAGUGGAAGUCGUGCAACAUGCGGGUGCACGCGGAGAUGAUGGAGGACUGGCCCCACGACUUCAGCCACGUGCUCCCCGAGCUGCUGGCGGGCGGCGUGCGUGCCCUCAUCUACGCCGGCGACCAGGACUUCAUCUGCAACUGGCUGGGCAACCGCCGCUGGGUGGACGCGCUGCCCUGGGCGGGGGCGGGCGACUGGCGCGCCGCCCGCGACGCGCGCUGGACCGUGGACGGCGAGCAGGCCGGCGUCUUCCGCACCGCUGGCCCGCUGACCUUCCUCAAGGUGGGGGGCGCCGGGCACAUGGUGCCCAUGGACCAGCCCAAGCACGGGCUGGACAUGAUCACCCGCUUCAUCCGGGACGAGCCGUUUGGGCCCCAGCCGGAGGAGGACGACGACAAUUUCGUGCUGGGACAGCCCAUCCCUCGCGCGCGGGCCGUGUCCCGCCGCCAGGGGGAGUCUGGCCUGCAUGCCGUCCAGUGA